AUGUUUUUAGGAGCUAUUGUUAAGAGAUGUGACAUAUGCAUCAACUACGCAAACUUUGGUAUCACUAUGAAAGAGAAGCUUGGGGUUGACAUAAGGGGGUGGCCUGAGGACAUUCCAUUUCAAUCCCCCACCAGCAUCAAUGAUCACAACACCCUUCUGAAGCUCCAUGAUGGACUGAAGAAUGGCUCCUGCCACUAG
This is a messenger RNA of Suillus paluster, 198 nucleotides long. RefSeq lists its product as uncharacterized. The record is from RefSeq and is a predicted model, not a curated record. The transcript has a single exon. The coding region runs from base 1 to 198 and encodes 65 amino acids. NCBI's taxonomy places the organism in Eukaryota, Fungi, Basidiomycota, Agaricomycetes, Boletales, Suillaceae.